CUCCUAACGCCCAAAAUCAACCCUUUUCAUGUUUCGAGUAGCAUUCAAUCAUACUUUACGAUCAUCUUCUCUUACAAAAACAAUCGGCCAUCGACAAUCAAACCUAAUGACUGAUUACGUAGCUGGAGCGUUGUCCAAAAUAGGACUCAACGGAAAAGAAUCGACAAAUGCCUAUUCCUCCACAACCCAAGGAUCAGGAGCGGCAAAAGAAGAUGAAAAGCAAAAUGCCACUGAAAUUUUAACGCACAAUCAAUACAAAACCACCGGAUUGGACUGGGAUGCACUUUCUCCUUCUGCCUUGACGCAAUUUCGUACUUGGUUUCAAGAUGCGAUCGAUCAUCCAGAAAUACCCGAACCAGAAGCAAUGACGAUCAGUACAGUUUCCCUACAAGAAGGGCAGGAUGGAAAGAGUAUCGCAAGACCAUCCUCAAGAAUCGUUUUGCUAAAACGUGUUGAUAAACGCGGAUUCAUCUUUUUUACAAAUUAUAAUUCUAGAAAAGGUAUGGAGUUAGAACGUAAUCCGUUUAUCGCCUUGACAUUUUAUUGGCAUGCAUUGCAUAGAAGUGUUCGUGUUUGUGGGAAAGUGGAAAAAUUGUCGAAUGAAGAAAACGAUCAAUAUUUCAAUUCAAGACCUUUAGGGUCAAGAAUGGGCGCAAUCGCAAGCCCUCAAAGUCAACAUAUCGAAGGUAGAAAUAUCUUGGAAGAAAAGGUAAAAGAAGUGGAAAACAAAUACAACAUUCCCGGUGCAGCAGGUUUGGAUCCCGAACAACAAUCUGACCAGUAUGAAGAUCGACAUGUUCCCGUUCCCGAUUACUGGGGAGGAUUCCGUGUGAUCCCGGAUGAGGUGGAGUUUUGGAUGGGAAGGAGUAACAGAUUGCACGAUCGUUUCAGGUACACUCGAGAUCUAAAGGAGGAAAAAGAUGAAUGGGAAAUCAGCCGUUUAGCGCCAUAGAGAAAGAAGAAUAAUGUACAAUUAAAAAGUGUAGAAACCAUUACAUGUUUUGUUGUUGUUUAAAAAAGAAUAAUGUACAAUGACCAAAUCCCAUCAGGAGCAUUUCAA
Molecule: messenger RNA, 1060 nt
Organism: Meira miltonrushii
Lineage: Eukaryota; Fungi; Basidiomycota; Exobasidiomycetes; Exobasidiales; Brachybasidiaceae
Product: pyridoxamine 5'-phosphate oxidase
Exons: 1
Coding region: 107-952 (281 amino acids)
Biological process (GO): pyridoxine biosynthetic process
Molecular function (GO): FMN binding; pyridoxamine phosphate oxidase activity
Source: RefSeq, a predicted model, not a curated record